AUGGUAAUGAAACUGGAAACCGUACUGACGCAACAGGUUGAGCGCGAGGGGGUGAACGGGGAAGGGGGGGCGGGAGAAUACAUAUUUUUUUUUAAUGUUUCCAGCUCCUCAUUACCUCAGCCAUAUGACACCAUUGUGGUUGGUAUGGGCUCCGCUGGCACUACUGCAGCGUCCACCCUAGCUAGGGCUGGCAGAAGAGUGCUGGCGCUUGAAGCUCAGGACAGGAUCGGUGGCAGAGUGAAGACUAUUCCAUUUGGAGACGGAACAGUGGAAGAAGGAGCUGAAUGGUAUGGACUUUAUAAUACCUACAACAACGGCCCAGGGUUGCCAAACCUCGAUAUAAAACUGAACACAGAGGUAACACAAAUAAAAUGGCCGCGGGAUGCCUCUGGUAAUGUCGAGGUUGUGUGCAAAGAUGGCAGCACUUACACCGCUAGUAAUGUUAUUGUAACUGUCUCACUUGGUGUGCUGAAAGAGAUGAUAAAUUGUUUCAGAUCAUCGUGGUACUCUAAUCCGUACGUCCGCGGCGCCUACUCCUACGACAAUCUGCAGACUCCACUACACCCGCACAUACGAGACGACCUGGCCGCUCCUCUGGUGGAUGCGGCUGGAACACCCAGGGUCCUGUUCGCCGGAGAAGCCACCUCCAGGAUCCACUUCGCUACAGUCCAUGGGGCGAGUGAGACGGGCAAGAGAGAGGCAUUACGUUUGUUGCAGACUUCAAUAAAUGUUUGAUAGAGCUUGGUUAUUUAAUAUGAAUAUUAAGGUCUCAAGUAGUGCAAUGAUAUCGCGGGAUAUUCCAUUAAAUUUUCCAAUAAUACAAAACACGGCUUCAAUUGAAAAGCACUAAGUCUGGCUUUCAUCAACUAACUUUAACAAUAACAAACAUGUUAAUGUAACGGUUAAGCAAAAAAAAUGUUGCACCAUUUGAAAAUUUUUAGAUGACAUCAUAACUUUAUCUGUAACCGUAACCGUCCAAUCUUCGCCGGUUAAAGCUAUUGUUAAGGUUAAAUAACUUCGAUUAUAUUCACACUAAUAUCCCCUAUCUUUAUAAAUCAUUCGAAAAUUA
Messenger RNA from Leptidea sinapis, 1069 nucleotides. RefSeq lists its product as uncharacterized. Bases 1 to 735 code for a protein of 244 amino acids. NCBI's taxonomy places the organism in Eukaryota, Metazoa, Arthropoda, Insecta, Lepidoptera, Pieridae. The record is from RefSeq and is a predicted model, not a curated record. The transcript is spliced from 4 exons. Gene Ontology annotation, molecular function: polyamine oxidase activity.